AUGGUGCGGUGGCACGUGCCAGGUCUGUCGACCAGUAGCAGCUCGAGCAUAGAUGGCGUCGCGGUGAAAGGCGACACGGCAAAGCUGCAGAAGCUUCUCAGAAAGGGCGCGGACGUGAAUGCGCGUGCGCGUGAGCCGGUGCUGGUGGGACGGCGCCCGCUGCAUGCUGCCGUGGCCGCAGGAAACGAGGCCAUGGUCGAGGCGCUCCUUGCUGCGGGUGCUGACGUGGACGGAAACGACGAUGUGAGUAAUACCCUCGCUUGCAACGCCAUGCAACUGCAUUUUCACCCUCCCUACCUUCCUAUCCCGUUCCAUCCGGUCGGACACUUGCUUCCCCCGACUAAUGCGCAUCCCUCGGUCACAACGUGCGUGAUUUCGCUGCAGUUCGGCCGCACGCCCCUUCACUACCUGGCGGCAAGUCCGUCCCCGCGUCUGGGCAUCCUCUCGCAUCUGCUCAAUGCCGGCACCGACUACGCCAUCCGAGACAGGAGCGGCAGCAUGCCCAUCCACGUGGCGAUGUCAGCAGGCCACGUGGCAGUGCAGGAGGCGCUGACGGCGUUCGCGUUGGAGCACAGUGCGGAGUUUGCGUUCUACGAGUCGGGCCAGUGGCGCCCCUUCGACGGCGACGCCUCGCGCCUGCUGGGCUUUGAACUCGCGGAGGGCGUCGGCUUUGCUACGCUCGCCACUGCCACCGGCGCACACUACAUCGUCGACUUCCAGCAACAGCUGCAGUUCAACGUGUCGUCUUUCUUCUGCAAGUCAAUCAGCUGGCGAGUGCUGCCCAGCGGCCGCUGGAACCGCCCCUCCAACCCGCACCAGGGGCUGCACCCGGGCAGCCAGGACCCGCGCCUCAUGUACCGCUACGACCAACAGCUGCGCUCCCUCGCCCAAUCAGGCGUCGACAUCUGCCCCGUCUACUUCUCCCUCACUGGCCUUCCUCCACACCCCUUGCUCUCGCAACCGGCGCCCAGUGCUCAGUUCGUCUCGCGCCUCUCCUCGUCGCCCCGCCGAGACGGAGAGCAUGGUGAUGGUGAAGACGAUGAUGGUGAGUAUGGUGAUGAUGGUGAUGACGGUGAUGCGCAGAGGCCGUCUUCUUCCUCUGCUGGAGUGGCUGCAGCUGCUGCUGCCCUCCCCGCUGCUCUACACAUGUCUGAUGACCUCAGCAGUGAUGUCCCUGACUCCGAACCAAACACUCCUUUGGCUCGGCGCCAACCAGGGCAACGUGCCGCUGAUUCGGAUGACGACGAGCUGCCGAGGCUGCAGGUUCUGAGGUCUGGCACAGAUGAGUACGACGAGAUUGUGGCUCGGUUUGUGGCUGGAAUGCUACGGGACAGAAAUGACCGCCCGAACAUCAGCUUCCGGCAGAACAGUGUGAGUGGAGGGGUGGUGGAGCAGGAGGAUGGCAUGAGGCCCGUGACAGUGUCGUCAGUGCAGCAGGUGCUGCUGCCUGCUGCCCGCACUCAAGCCUUUGAAGAAGCUGUGAGAGAGCUUAAGGGAGCCAGAGGGGGCGAUGGCAAUGUGCGGCUGGCAUGGCACGGGGCCCCUCGUAUGGCAGUGGAUCGCAUAGUGUCGAGCGGUUUCUCCCUCUCCUCCUCCGCUGCCGCCCGCAACGGCAGGCUGUAUGGGGAUGGAGUGUACCUGGCACCGGAACAGAGGGCCUACACGAGUGCAGAGUUUGCAGUGGCGGAUAGCGAGGGGCGCAAGCACAUGCUGCUGUGCCGUGUGGCGCUUGGGUCGAUGGAGGCAAUCCCGUUUGGGUCGUCCCAGCAGCGGCCUAGCAGUCUUCGGUUUGACACGGGAGCUGACAAUGUCAAUGACCCUUCUCGCUAUGUGAACGUAGCGUCGCAGCUGCUCGACCUUAUUCGCACGCGACGGCAGCCGAUAUCGCAGGAAUCGUCGCAAGGACUGUCGCAGCCGUCGUCGGUAGGCGAUGCACCGCGAAACUUAUCGCAGCAAGUCGCGAGCGGUCGACCCCCUCUAGACCCCUCGACCUCCUCGCCGAAGCUCGUCAGCACAUCGGACUACGUAUCUGUCUCGGCCGUUAAAUCUGCUUCGGCUGUUCUCGGUUCCGCGCAUGUCCCCGCCCACUACUCACUUAGCGCCCGGUCCGCCACCGCGGAGGUCACGAGCUCGUUAGUCACGCCGUCCGCCUCCGCGCAUGGCGGAACCUGCGCGCAGCCGGCGGAAGACCUGCGGAGCGGGAAGAGAAUGCGGACGGAAACCGGCGUAGUUGACGCGGCGUGGGGGGGAGGCGCGGUAGGUCCGGCGACGCCGGAGCACGCGGGGUCGGACUCGUCCGCGCCGGGCGGCGCUUGGGACGUGAGCAACGUGCAGAUAUCGCAGCUGCUACAGGAGAUGGACAUGUUCUUUCCGCCCGACGACGACGAUCUCAGCGCCUUCGCGCUCGCCUUCGACGACGACCCGCUCGACGCCAGCGCCGCCGCGAACGCCAUCGCCGCCGCGAAUGGCGCUGCGCCUGCGUUUCCCGCGCAGGACUCCAUCGGGGAGAUUCUGAACGGCCUCUCGCCUGCCGGUCCACCGUGCGCCGAUUUGCCGGCUGCUGUUCCUGCCGUGCCGGCCGUUGGUGUUCCGGCCGUUAGCUUGCCGGGCGGCCCGGUGCCCGACGUGCAUGCCAUGCGCCGCGCAGACUCCGCGGACAGCGCGGGGAUUACUCCGCAAAGCCUGUCGGGGCUUGGUAGUCCGCAUAGCAGCCUGACCGCGGGUGAAGCGGGCGGAAGCACUGGCGGAAGCGCCGGAGGCGCUCCGACGCUGACGUCCGUUGAGAGUGCGGAACUGCUGGGGGACUUUUCGCGCGUUUGCUGGGUUGGGGAAGCGGAGAGGCCCGCGGAAGGGGGAGCGGCGGAGCAAGAAGGGGGAGGGGGACAAAUAGGGAAAACUGCGCUUGCGGGGAGCGCGGGAACUGGGAAAGGCACGGGCGGGUGGCGCGAGCAAGUACCUGCCACGUCAGCGUUUUCGGGGGAAAACGGUGGCGGGGGGGAUAAUGGCGCAAGCGGAAGCGGCAGGACUGGGGGCGCGAUUCCCGGCGCGCGGUCGCUGAGUUUGGGGAGCCAGUUCCGCCGGCAGCAGAUCCUGCAGACGCUCUCCUCUCCGCCCGCCGCCCCGCAGCCGCUGCAGUCACAGGUGCAGCAGCAACCGCAGCAGCAACAGGCUGGGAUGCGCCCCACGGGCGCAAUGCCUCCCCCCAUGCUGCCCCCUCGGCAUCCCCAGCAGCAGGCGCCACCCCCCAUGGCGCAGCAGGCGCAGCUGGGGCAGCAGCAGGGCGCAGAGCAACAGCAGGGAAACCGUUGGGAGGCGGAGGCAUUGCCUACAGGGGGGCCGCUGGGCGGUGGGGGAGGAGGAGGAGGAGGAGGAGGAGGAGGAGGGGGAGGGGGAAGAGGGGGCGGGCUGCUGAGAGUGCCGUCGGACUAUCUAAGGCUGCUGGCGGAGAGCCAGGAUGGGGGGAAGCGCGCACGGGGGGCGGAGAGCGAGUGGCGUGCGCUGCAAGUAGCACACGGCGGGUCAGUGGUGUUGAGUGCGGGCAUGAAGAGCGAUUCUGUGGCCAGUGCCGACAUCACCGCGCUCCUCGAGGCCUACCCCCUCCCCCCGCAACCGUUGUCAGCACAGCAGCAGCAGCAGCAGCAGCAGCAGCAGCAGCCGUUGCAAGUGCAGCAGCAGCAGCAGCAGCAGCUGUUGCAAGCACAGCAGCAGCAGCAGCAGCAGCCGUUGCAAGUGCAGCAGCAGCAGCAGCAGCAGCUGUUGCAAGCACAGCAGCAGCAGCAGCAGCAGCAAUCGUUGCAAGCACAGCAGCAGCAGCAGCAGCACCAGCAGCAGCAAUUGCAAGCACAGCAGCAGCAGUCAUUACAAGCACAGCAGCAGCUACAGCCGUUACAAGCACAGCAUCAGCAAUCGUUACAAGCACAGCAGCAGCAGUCGUUGCAAGCACAGCAGCAGGGAUGGAACCAGUCUCCUCCCUUUCAACCACAAGCAGUCCCCCAACACCCCAACGGACUGCAGCAUGUGCCACCCGCACAUGCCAUGCCACUCACACAACCACCACCAGUAGCGUCUGCAAGCCUUCCUCAAGGGGCCUCACCAGGGGAGGCAGGCACAUCUGACCACACGCCUCUGGCUGCGCCCCUCCCUCCGCCCUUCCGCCCAGUGACGUCCCCCAUGGAGGUGGCGCUCAUGGAGUGUGCAGCGGCCGUGGACAGGCGCGACCUGGGGCAGGCGCACUCCCGCAUGUCCGCCCUCGCACACCUCGUGUCACCGCACGGCACCGCACAGCAGCGCCUGGGGUACUACUUUCUUGAGGCGCUGGCGGCUAGGAUUGCGGGGACUGGGUCGGCUAUUUACAAGGUGGGUGGGUGGCCAGUCUGCCCGGCCCUUCAGUCGCGGCAGGGCAGCCAGCCCGGUCCAUCGAGCAAAGCGAUGCUGUCAGCCGUGCUGGUGUUCUGUGAGGCGUGCCCGUGGAUCAACUUUGGGCACCUGGUGGCGAACGGCAGCAUCCUGGAGGCGGUGGAGGGCGCAAGGAGGGUGCAUGUGAUCGACCUGGGCAUCACUCACGGCACACAGUGGCCCACGCUGCUCGAGAGCCUCGCCACUCGCCCUGGCGGCCCGCCCCACUUGCGAAUCACGGGGGUGGAUGCGCCUCUCACCGGGCUCAAGCCUUCCUCGCUGGAGGAGACGGGGCGGCGGCUGUCGGCGUUUGCGCGGGUGAUAGGAGUGCCGUUUGAGUUCACGCCCAUCACAGAGCAGCUCGACGACCUCAAGGCUGAUCAUUUCGCAGUGAGGAGCGACGAGGUGUUGGUGGUGAACUGCCUGCUGCGGCUGCACCAGAUGCGAGACGAGAGCAGCGCUCCGCACGUGCCCAGCCAGCGCAACUGCACGCUCCAGAUGAUCCGCUCCCUCAACCCCGCCAUCGUCACUCUCAUUGAACAGCACGCGGAUCACAACAUCCCCUCCUUCCUCUCGCGCUUCCGAGAAGCACUACACUACUUCAGUGCGCUCUACGAGUCGCUAGACGCCAGCCUGCCAUGGAACAGCACGGAGCGUGCGCUGGUGGAGGAGCGCAUAUUCGGGCGCAAGCUGGUCAACAUCAUCGCCUGUGAGGGGCGCGAUCGCGUGGAGAGGCACGAGAGCCACGCCAGGUGGCAUGAGCGCAUGCAGCGGUGCGGGUUCGUGCCGCGCGCUGUCAGCGCUGACGUGGAGGAGAACGCGCAUCUGCUGCUGAAGCGGUACAGGGAGGGGUACGGCAUAGAGCGGCGCGGCGAUGCGCUCAUCAUCACUGGGUAG
This is a messenger RNA of Closterium sp. Naga37s-1, 5292 nucleotides long. NCBI's taxonomy places the organism in Eukaryota, Viridiplantae, Streptophyta, Zygnematophyceae, Desmidiales, Closteriaceae. The record is from the annotation of a GenBank genome assembly.